Messenger RNA from Magnusiomyces paraingens, 393 nucleotides. Its product is annotated as 40S ribosomal protein uS8. Gene Ontology annotation, molecular function: structural constituent of ribosome. NCBI's taxonomy places the organism in Eukaryota, Fungi, Ascomycota, Dipodascomycetes, Dipodascales, Dipodascaceae. The record is from RefSeq and is a predicted model, not a curated record. Gene Ontology annotation, biological process: translation. The transcript is spliced from 2 exons. Bases 1 to 393 code for a protein of 130 amino acids. Gene Ontology annotation, cellular component: cytosolic small ribosomal subunit; ribosome.
AUGACUCGUGCCUCUGUUCUUGCUGACGCUCUUACUACCAUCAACAAUGCCGAGAAGGCUGGAAAGAGACAGGCUCUCUUGAGACCCUCUUCCAAGGUUAUCAUCAAGUUCCUUGAAGUUAUGCAGAAGCAUGGCUACAUUGGAGAGUUUGAGUAUGUCGAUGACCACCGCGCCGGCAAGAUUGUUGUUCAGCUGAAUGGUCGUCUCAACAAGGCUGGCGUUAUUUCUCCCCGCUUCAAUGUUCGCAUUGACGAAAUUGAACAAUGGGUCACUAACAUGUUACCUGCCAGACAGUUUGGUUACAUUAUCCUUACUACCUCUGCUGGUAUCAUGGACCACGAGGAGGCUAGAAGAAAGCACGUUGCCGGUAAGAUUCUGGGCUACUUUUACUAG